AGCUGUCUUGACGCCACCACCGUCGGCGCGCGCAGCCACGACGACGCCGCCGCCGCCGCGAGCCGAGGUCGGUCGGAGAAGUGCCCGGUCGGCCGGCGAUGGCGGAUGGGGCGGCGAGCAGGUUCCGCACGGUGUGCGUCUUCUGCGGCAGCAGCGCCGGCCGCCGCAGGGUGUUCGGCGACGCCGCCCUCGACCUUGGCCACGAGCUGGUGAGGAGGGGCGUCGACCUCGUCUACGGCGGCGGCAGCAUCGGCCUCAUGGGCCUCAUCGCGCGGACGGUGCUCGACGGAGGCCGCCGUGUCGUCGGGGUGAUUCCCAGGGCUCUCAUGCCCGUCGAGAUAUUAGGUGAGAGCGUGGGAGAAGUGAAGGUUGUAUCUGACAUGCACGAGAGGAAAGCAGAGAUGGCUCGACAGUCCGAAGCAUUCAUCGCUCUUCCAGGGGGGUACGGAACCAUGGAGGAGCUGUUGGAGAUGAUAACAUGGUCCCAACUCGGAAUUCACAACAAACCGGUUGGUCUGCUAAAUGUGGAUGGUUACUAUGACACCCUGCUGGCACUGUUUGACAAAGGCGCCAGAGAGGGCUUCAUCAACCCAGAUUGUAUGCACAUACUUGUCUCCGCGCCAACCGCCGCUGAACUGCUGACAAAGAUGGAGCAAUACACUCGGUCGCACCAGGAGGUGGCCCCAUCAACGAGCUGGGAGGUCUCCGAGCUUGGCUACACGAGAUCACCACCGGCUGAUGGAUGAACCCUAGCUUUCAUUCCACAUUUCCACUGAUACGAUGAUGCAUUUGUUGUUUUUCUUUAAUGUUUUUUCCUAUGUGCCAACAGAAAUUUAACAUCACGAUUGAGAUAUGAUUUUCUCUUGGUUUAA
This is a messenger RNA of Hordeum vulgare subsp. vulgare (domesticated barley), 872 nucleotides long. Its product is annotated as probable cytokinin riboside 5'-monophosphate phosphoribohydrolase LOGL7. The transcript has 7 exons. The record is from RefSeq and is a predicted model, not a curated record. Gene Ontology annotation, cellular component: cytosol; nucleus. Gene Ontology annotation, biological process: cytokinin biosynthetic process. The coding region runs from base 99 to 746 and encodes 215 amino acids. Lineage: Eukaryota; Viridiplantae; Streptophyta; Magnoliopsida; Poales; Poaceae. Gene Ontology annotation, molecular function: hydrolase activity, hydrolyzing N-glycosyl compounds.